UAUGGAUUUGCAAAAGUUAUCUAAGUUUUUGAAAAAUGAAAAAUCAAUCGUGUAAUAUUUCAAUGAUACUUCCAUCGAAAUCAAAGAUGUUUGCAAAUUUAAUUUUGGAUAAAGUAAUCCCACUUAUUAACUCUCUUUUAAGUAUUUAUGAUCUAAUAUAAAAACAAGAAACUCAGACAAAAAGUUAGUUCUAAGAAAGAAACCUGAUGGAUAAUUACUUCCUGGAGUAAAAUAUUUAUUUAUUGAAUAGGCCCAUCAAAUAGAGAGAGAAUAUGAAAUUACUUUAAAGUUAUCUUAAGUUUCUUUUCCUGUUGCUAAACCACUUGUCUUUUGCAAGGAUAGUAGUAUAAUUGGAACUCCAUUCUAUGUUAUGGAAUUUGUAGAAGGCAGAAUAUUCAAGGAUAUCAAAUUAUAAGAAUUAAGUAAUUAAGAAAAAUAACAAAUCCUAAAUGAAUAGGCUAGAGUCCUGGCAUAAUUACACUCUAUAGAUAUACAUAAAUUAAAAUUAGAUCAUCUAGGAAAGCCUGAGAAUUAUUAUUAACGAUAGAUUGCUACAUGGAGUAGACAAUAUAAAUUGGCAGAAACAAAUAAUAUACAAAGUAUGGAAAAUCUUCUCUAUUGGUUACCAUUAAAUAUACCUUAAAAGAAUGAAAAUGACAUUAUAUGUUUAUGUCAUGGAGAUUAUGCUUUGAAUAAUAUCAUAUUCCAUCCUACUAAACCUUAAAUUUUGGCUGUAAUUGAUUGGGAAUUAGCUACAAUAGGUUAGUCAUUUGCAGAUAUUGCUUAUAUGACUCAAUUUUAUUUUACAAGCUAAUUCUAAAGUACAGCUCAUUAGGGAGGAGUUAAAGGAAUCUAUGAAUAUCUUGGAUUACCAAAAUAUUAAGAUUUAUUAAAUGUUUAUUUUAAAUCUAGGAAUAUUAAUCAAUCUAUUGAUCUUAGAUAUCAUACAGCAUUUUCAAUGUUUAGAUUAUCAUCAAUAGCAUAAGGAGUUUACAAAAGAGCUUUAUAAGGAAAUGCUUCUUAAAAAGAAUAAGGAUUGGAAUUAUUAAAAUUAUGUAAAUAACUAUCUUAUGAUGCUUGGGAAUUGAUAAAUUAAUUGACUGAUAAUGAUCCCUUCAAAUUGAAAGAUUUAAUCAAAAAUGAUAUUCCAAGAUGGGGAAGUUGGCCAGUAUCUGACAGAGCAAAACAUCUUUAUUAUAGAGUUAGAGACUUUUUAAAGAUAGAAUUCUUUCCUUAUGAAAAAUAAUUAAUUCAUGAAGCAGAAUCUAGACCACCUGAAACUAGAUGGAAACCAUUAUAAAAACUUCAUGAAAUUAAACUAAAAGCUAGAGAAUAGGGUCUUUGGAACUUAUUUUGUACUUACCCUGUUGUUGGAAAAGGUUUAACUAAUUUAGAAUAUAGUUUUAUUUGUGAAUUAAUGGGAAAGAGUGUUUUUGCUCCUGAAGUAUUUAAUUGUUCAGCACCUGAUACUGGUAAUAUGGAAUUGUUAAUUCUAUAUGCAAAUUAAGAAUAAAAAAUGAAAUAUUUAUUACCUUUAUUGCAAGGAGAAAUUCGAUCAUGUUUUGCUAUGACUGAACCAUAAGUUGCAUCAUCUGAUGCUACUAAUAUAUAAACAUCAAUUACUAAAACAGAAAAUGGAUAUAAAAUUAAUGGUAAAAAAUGGUAUAUAUCUGGUGCUGGAGAUGAAAGAUGUAAAUUUGCAAUUGUUAUGGGUAAAACAUCAUAAGAUACUUCAAAACCUCAUUAAUAAUAAUCAAUGAUUUUAGUUGAUUUACCUCAUCCAAAUGUAAAAAUAACUAGACCUAUGCAUGUUUUCUUUACAGAUGAGGCUCCUCAUGGUCAUAUGGAAAUGGUGUUUGAUAAUGUUGAAGUUCCUAAAUCAAAUCUUAUAUGGUAAGAAGGAAAAGGAUUUGAAAUGGCAUAAGGAAGAUUAGGUGGUGGAAGAUUACAUCAUUGUAUGAGACUUAUUGGAAUGACUGAAAGAGUAUUAGAUUUAAUGAUGCAGAGAGGAGAAAGGAGAAUUAUAUUUAAAUAAAAAAUGAAAGAUGUUGGUUCAUUCUAAUAAAAGUUAGGAGAAUUAUAAACACAAUUAUCAGCAUGUAGAUUAGUUGUAUUGAAUGCAGCUAUGCAAAUAGAUAUCUUAGGUAACAGAAGUAGAUAUAUAUUUAAAAUUUUGAGUGAAUGUAAAGCCUUUGUUCCUAAAGUCACAUAAAAUAUUAUUGAUGAAGUCAUUUAAAUAUUUGGAGCUGAAGGUGUUAGUCAAGAUUAAGUGUUAUCUUUAGCUUUUAUUUAAGCCAGAACUUUAAGAAUAGCAGAUGGACCUGAUGAAGUACAUUAUAGAUAAGUGGCCAGAUUAGCUUAUUCUUUAUAAUCAAAGAAUGAGUUAUUAUAAGCUGAUGGAUAUGGAUUACCAACCUUAUCUAAAUUAUGAC
Paramecium pentaurelia is the source of this 2432-nucleotide messenger RNA. Lineage: Eukaryota; Ciliophora; Oligohymenophorea; Peniculida; Parameciidae. The record is from the annotation of a GenBank genome assembly.